AUGUCGUACCAAGCUCCUUGUGAUCGUCCGAAUGCCUCGCCAAUGGAUAAACGUGGCACGGGCGCAUACAAUAUCAAUGCUGGCAUUGACUCAAGCAUUCAUAGUGAUCCGGCACAUCGCGGAACAUUAUCAACUCCUGAAUUGGAAGCCAUUCAUAAGUCGAAAGGUUAUAAACAAGCCAUGAAAUAUGAAGAAGAAGAUAAAAUUGAAUUAGCUGCCAAAAUGAAAUACAUAUCUCAAGCACAAAAACAGGAUGAACAACGAGAAAAAUGUGAUAGAUGA
Messenger RNA from Adineta ricciae, 282 nucleotides. The record is from the annotation of a GenBank genome assembly. Lineage: Eukaryota; Metazoa; Rotifera; Eurotatoria; Adinetida; Adinetidae.